AUGCAUUUCCUACUUUUCAUUGCCGCCUCCCUGUCAGCGAGCUGCUCUGCCCAUCCUCAGUACAACCCACAACCGUAUCCACCUAUCCUCCGUCCUCGUCAAGCUUCGACUGGAAACAGCUCUUCGCUACAAGUCGACCUUGGCUACGAGGUCUAUCAGGGCUAUACUAACUCGACUACGGGAUUGAAUGUGUGGAAAGGCAUCCGGUUCGCAGCACCCCCCACUGGCUCGAACAGAUGGCAAGCUCCUCAAGCUCCUCAAACAAACCGUGACUCCGUGAUCCAAGCAACCCAAUUUGGUCCCAUAUGUCCGCAGAACCAGGAUACAACAAAUACUCUCGUGCCUCUCAACAGUACAGGCUCGAGCGAAGAUUGCUUGUUUCUCAAUGUAUACGCGCCGCCAAAUCCUUCCAGCCCACUCCCUGUGCUUUUCUACAUUCAUGGCGGGGGAUAUGGAAGAGGAAACGGCCAGCAGGACCUGUCGGCUAUCAUCAAUGCUAACAAUAACUCCUUCGUUGGGGUGACCAUCCAGUACAGGCUUGGUGCCUUUGGGUUUCUUGCCGGAGAUGAAGUCUUCCGGAACGGCGUGGUUAACGCUGGCUUACUAGACCAACAUCUUGCGCUGCAGUGGGCUCAGCGGUAUAUCUCCUUGUUUGGAGGGGACCCCAACCACGUGACGAUAGCUGGGCAAUCGGCAGGUAGGCUCCUAACCCUUCAACCUGACAUGGCGUUUGGUGGCUCCCUUGGCCAGGCGCUCUUCAGGAAUACGAUCGCCUCAUCGCCGUACCUACCCAUGCAGUACGGAUAUAAGGACUGGCAGCCUUCGCAGGCAUAUUACGCCUUUGCGUCGAUGGUGGGUUGCGCACCCACCCUGCCCUAUGGUGCUCAUCCAAAUACAAUCUUUGACUGUCUCGUUGGUCAAGACUCGGCCACGCUACAAAACGCAAGCGCCACAUUGUCCGAGUCUGGAAAAUAUGGGACUUGGGCUUUCUUACCGGUAACAGACGGCAUCUUUGUCCAAGAUCUUCCUAGUCGCCAGCUCUUGCGUAAAGAGCUUAAUGGACUAAAUUUGCUAGUGAGCAAUAACGCCCUUGAGGGACCGGCAUACACUCAACCCAACAUUACGACCGAGGACGACCUGGUGGCAUGGUUGCAAUUGACGUUUCCGCUGUUCACAAACGAUGACAUUGCAAAGGUCCUUCUCUAUUAUCCAAGUUCGAAUGACUCAACGAAUCCCGAUGCCCCAUUGUAUGCCUCUUCUGGUACCGGGCUACCGAGUUUCAUCAACCAGAGUAGCGUUGCAACAGGGCAGCAGCAAAGAGCUUUUGCUAUCUAUUCGGAGACGACCUUUGUAUGCCCCUCGUACUGGAUGGCAGAGGCGUACAGUGACCAUGGACGCAACUCGUUCAAGUACCAAUAUUCAGUGCCGAUUGCUGUUCAUGGGACCGACUUGACAGCUUACUUUGGACCGCCAACACCAAACCAAAGCCCGGACUUUGUUAACGCAGCUAUGAAGAUUUGGGGCAGCUUCAUUACGUCGGACAACCCAUCUAUCCCCAGUGCUGUUGCCAAUGGACUUUCGUCUAACAGUACCCUAAGCAAUCCGGCUUCGGAUUGGCCUCCUUUCAAGAUGUACUCGCCCUACCAGAUCAACCUCAACGUUACUGGGGGUACACCGUUCGCGUUCAAUUUGUCCUACAUCAAGGCCAACUUGACAGAAUACGGGGAACCGGGCCUAGUGAACAAUUUCACGCUAGUCGAUGCAUAUACAUGGGAAGCCGGAAGAGGGUAUCGCUGUGACAUGUGGAGGAGCUUAGGGGCGAUCGUGCCCGAGUGA
Cladophialophora immunda is the source of this 1836-nucleotide messenger RNA. RefSeq lists its product as uncharacterized. Lineage: Eukaryota; Fungi; Ascomycota; Eurotiomycetes; Chaetothyriales; Herpotrichiellaceae. Bases 1 to 1836 code for a protein of 611 amino acids. The transcript is spliced from 6 exons. The record is from RefSeq and is a predicted model, not a curated record.